UUUUUUGGUAAAAUUUUGUUCCCUCGCUGAUACCCAACAGAUCACUUCACUCUCAGUCUCUGCGUUCAUCACUAAGCUCUCGUCUCUCUGCGUCAAACCAAGCUCUCGUCCUUCUCUGCGUCUCAUUCGCGUCUCUCCUUUCUCCUUUCUCCUUCAGGUCGCCCUAAAUCACUCACCUCUCCGUUCACUCACCUCUCCAUUUCGCAUGUUUCUCCUUUCUCCUUUCUCCUUUCUCCUUCAUUUCACCUCUUCGUUUCAGCUCUUUCUCUUUUCUCCUUCCUUCUCGACUAGUCCACGAUUGCCUCCGUUCUUAUUUGCUCAUUGGGUUCUUCAACCUCGUUCUGAAGGAGAAAGGAUUAGGGUUCGCGUGGUGGACAACGACAGUUUGACAUCGAAGGGCGAGGAACUCGCACCAGUUGUCUCCACCACACUGAAGCUCGAAUUUCAGUUUCGGAAAAAAAUUGAUGAAUUGAUGUUGAAAAAUCCGGAAACUGCAUCUGAAAUAUCUCCAAAUGAUCCUAUUGGUGUCAUAUUUGGAAAAGAGCAUCCAGGUCGGGUUAGAGAACUUUUGUAUGGCGCGUGUCCUACUCUUGCUUUUCAACAAUCAACUACAAGAAUAAGAGGAAUCAACUUUGCUUCACCUAAUGCAGCUUCACCACAUGAUGAAGACAAGUUUGUGAAGAUUGAAAAUGAACUUGCAACUGUCAAGAACCAAGUGCAAACACUGCUUGCCUAUAUUGCUUCUAAAGAAAAUGUUCCAGAACAUGUAGCUACAAUGGUUGCUGGUUUGGCACCAGAUAUUGAAAGUGGUGUGCCAUCUCCGCAUGAAAUACUAGGAUCAAGUGGUGGAAGCAAAACAUCUUAGACUUAGGACUUUUAAUGUUGUCUUUUUUUCUUAGAUGCUUGAAUAUUUUGGUACUCUUAAUGUUGUCUUUUUUUUCCAAAUGCUUGAAUUGGUACUUUGGUGUAGUUAUGCUAUAUUGACAAUGAAUCAAUUUAGUUUAUUAAUUUC
Vigna unguiculata (cowpea) is the source of this 1012-nucleotide messenger RNA. RefSeq lists its product as uncharacterized. NCBI's taxonomy places the organism in Eukaryota, Viridiplantae, Streptophyta, Magnoliopsida, Fabales, Fabaceae. The record is from RefSeq and is a predicted model, not a curated record.